Cucurbita moschata (crookneck pumpkin) is the source of this 803-nucleotide messenger RNA. RefSeq names its product KDEL-tailed cysteine endopeptidase CEP2. Gene Ontology annotation, molecular function: cysteine-type endopeptidase activity. Gene Ontology annotation, cellular component: lysosome. The record is from RefSeq and is a predicted model, not a curated record. NCBI's taxonomy places the organism in Eukaryota, Viridiplantae, Streptophyta, Magnoliopsida, Cucurbitales, Cucurbitaceae.
AUGGGACUUACUUGUUAUAGCUCUUUAAAGCUUCCUCAAAGAGAUUUCAUUUUCGAGAUUUUCAUUGAAUUUCAUCACCUAAAUGGCUCCUCAUCAAACACAUUAUUGAAUGGUGCAUCUGAGCCUAAGCUUCAACUCAUCAUCGGUGCCUCAAGGAAGGCGAUAGAGUCGUUAACAGAUCAACCCUGUCUAGCCAACAAGAAACUGCACAAGUCAUCACCCAAUAAGGCGUGGCUCCACCCAAGGCGGAAGCGAUCUUCUAGUGAGCAAAAUCAGGCCAGAGCAGCUGUGGAAGGCAUUAGCAAAAUAAAAACAGGCACAUUGGUCUCUCAAUCAGAACAAGAGCUUGUCGACCGUGAUGUCAUCUCGGGGAACCAGGGAUGCAAUGGUGGCUUCAUGUACAAAGCAUUUCAGUUCAUCAAAAAAACUGGACUCACUACAGAAAGAGAACAUCCAUACAUUGAAGCUAUAUGCAAUAAACAAAAAGCGAGAUACCACUAGACAGAAAAAGUACCUGUAAUUGAUGAGAAAAGCAUAAAAGAUGCAGUUGCUAACCAGCCAGUCUCUGUAGCAAUUCAUACAGGGGGAUAUGAUUUCCAGUUCUAUUCUGGUGGAGUUUUCUCAGGGAAUUGUGGAAAGGAACUCAAUCAUGGAGUGGCAGUAGUUGGGUAUGGGGAAGCUAGCAAUAGGCUUGUCAAGAAUUCAUGGGGCACUGGGGGUGAAUCUGGUUACACGAGAAUUCUGAUUCAAGUGAUAAGCAAGGUACUUGUGGCAUAGCUAUGGAGGCUAGCUACCCUAAAUCU